UGAUAAUAUGAUAUAAAGUCAUUUCAGGUAGGCCUUACAGCAUUUCUCUCUUGCUUUUCUCUCUCUAGUUUUCUGCUAGCAUGAGCUAGCAAUAGCAUUCUUCAAGGAAAGAGCAAAACAAACUGAAUGGGAAACUGUUGGAGUCUUCAACCUUCGGGCGAUCGUCCAUACUCAAAUACCGCAGCUGACACGAACAAUCAAUCAGGGAGGCCUCCAUUUUCUUUUGGUCUCAGCAACUUAGGAUUGUUAACAAAUGGCAAUUCCACCUCUCUUGGGCGUAGCAGCAACUCUGGAGGAAAUAGCAGACUAUUUAGUAGUAAUAAUCACUCAACAGGAAAUAAUACAAGUACAUCUCUUUGGGGCUCUGAGAAUAGCAAGAUCUCUCGAGUAAGAGAAGAUGAGGAGUUUCCUUAUGGGCAAAUCUUGGAUGCUGCAAACUUGAAAGUUUUUACUUUGGCAGAACUGAAAGCAGCUACUAGAAAUUUUCGUCCAGAUACUUUAUUAGGAGAGGGUGGGUUCGGUAGCGUAUACAAGGGUUUGUUUAAGGAGAGAGCAACCUCAAAAAGAGACGAGAAUUCGACUAUUGCCAUCAAGAAAUUGAAUUCUAACAGCACGCAAGGAUUUGUAGAAUGGCAGUCAGAGGUGAAUUUCUUAGGAAGGCUUUCUCAUCCCAACCUUGUAAAGCUGUUGGGAUUUGGGCGUGAGGAUGGCGAGUUAUUUCUGGUGUAUGAAUUUUUGCACCGUGGCAGCUUGGACAACCACCUAUUUGGAAGAGGUUCAAAUGUUCGUCCACUUUCAUGGGACAGAAGACUGAAAAUUAUUAUUGGAGCAGCUAGGGGACUAAAUUUCCUUCACUCCUUGGAGAAGAAAAUUAUAUACAGAGAUCUCAAACCCUCAAAUAUACUACUUGACAAGGCAUACACAGCCAAGCUGUCAGACUUUGGCUUGGCCAGAUCUAUUCCUUCUGAUGAUCGCACUCAUGUAUCAACACAGAUUGUAGGAACACGUGGCUAUGCCGCCCCGGAGUACAUUGCCACAGGUCAUUUGUAUGUGAAAAGUGAUGUAUAUGGAUUUGGGAUUGUUUUGUUGGAGAUACUAACCGGUAAGCGGAUAGGCGAGAUAAUACGCCUAAGCGAGCCAAAGUCCCUACGUGAUUGGCUCAAAUCAAACCUAUUAAAUAGAGCAAAAUCAAGAAGCAACAUGGAUGCAAAGUUGGAAGGAAGAUAUCCACCGAACUUAGCUUCACAAGUAGCUCAACUUGCUCUCAAAUGCAUCCAAACAGAACCCAAAAUUAGGCCAUCAAUGAAGGAAGUCCUUGAAACAUUGGAAAGUAUUGAAGCAGCCAAUGAGAAACCAGCUGAUAAUAUAAAGAGGACUACAAAUUCCAAGGCAGUUCGGUCACAUGGCCAACCAGAUGGUGGUUAACGGUACCCAUUAACACCAUCAUAUCAUUCGAAAACGAUAUAUAAAUUAUUGCACGCAUAGGAGCUUAUAGUUAAAGGUGCAUCCCAACAUUUUUGGAUUUCGGGUGAAGCCUGAGGGUAUCUGCUAACAUGAUCACCAUUGGAUCAACUAACGAUCACCACUGGAUCAACUAAAACAGUGAUGUUUUGUAUAAGAGAAUCCAAGGUUGGAAUUGGUAAAAGUAAAACAGUGACGUUUUGUAUAAGAGAAUCCAAGGUUGGAAUCGUCACUAGGCUUUGAUAAGCCAAAAUGUGAAGUUCCCUUGUUGAAGUUCAAUCAAAUUUUUAUCAUGUUCUUGGAGCAGGUUUUUAGGUUUAAUAGAGAUGAAAUAUCAAAUCGCAAUGGGAACAAUUUCAGAGUACAAUUUCGAAGUAAUGACCGUCAUAACAACGCACCUUGAGAGUUCCGGUGCGGUAGUGCAACUGUGCAACCACCAUUUGCAGUGGCUUUGUUGUUGUUAACCUGAAAUUGUUGAUGCGACUACUCGAGCGUCGUUCCCACCGUGUAUGUUCUGGUAUUUCGGCGAUUUUUACUAGUUUAAUAUCUAACCCGAUCAACAAUCAAACCAGACUAACGAUGCUUUCAGUGUUUUAAGUUUUUGAAAUCUUUUGUAUCUAUUUUGGAAUAGCAUGUUAUUUUAUUUAGUAA
This is a messenger RNA of Vicia villosa (hairy vetch), 2112 nucleotides long. RefSeq names its product probable serine/threonine-protein kinase PIX13. The transcript has 6 exons. Bases 127 to 1425 code for a protein of 432 amino acids. The record is from RefSeq and is a predicted model, not a curated record. Gene Ontology annotation, biological process: protein phosphorylation. NCBI's taxonomy places the organism in Eukaryota, Viridiplantae, Streptophyta, Magnoliopsida, Fabales, Fabaceae. Gene Ontology annotation, molecular function: ATP binding; protein kinase activity.